AUGGCAGCACGGAAACUCGCAGCCCUCCUCGCCGCAGUUCUACAACUUUGUUUAUGUAAACUAACUCCGGAAAUAAUGCCAGAGUUUUUAGCUCCUUUAGAGAAUCACACGGUGAUCCAGGGUCGCGACGUUUUCUUUACCUGCGUCGUUAAUCAUCUGCAACAAUAUAAGGUGGCCUGGAUAAAGUCAGAUUCUCGGGCGAUUCUGGCAAUUCAGACGCAUCUAGUAGCACACAAUCCCCGUCUUUCAGUCACGCACAAUGGGCACAACACGUGGAAGUUGCACGUGUCGAACGUUCAAAAGAACGACUCAGGUGCCUACAUGUGCCAAGUGAACACGGAUCCUAUGCGAAGUCAGAAAGGAUACAUGCAAGUGUUGAUACCUCCAGACAUUGUUGACGAUGAGUCAGCUAAGGGGAUGGGGGCCUAUGAAGGUGGUAAUAUAAGGUUAAGAUGCGUUGCGACCGGAUCGCCACAGCCAACAGUGACAUGGAAGCGGGAAGAUGGCCAAAAAAUUAUCAUUAAAAAAGACGGACAGAAAAUCUCUCUGAAAACGUUCGAGGGUGAGAUUCUAGAAUUGACUGGGGUCCUUAGGCAGGAGAUGGGCACGUAUCUUUGCAUAGCCACCAACAAUGUGCCUCCGACGGUCAGCAAACGUUAUUCCGUCGACGUCAACUUUCGACCAACUAUAAAGGUGACGAACCUAGUGCUUGCACCAGUUGACAGCAACGUCGUUCUGCAGUGUCACGUUGAAGCUUCGCCGCAUGUGAUGAAUACAUGGUACAGAAAUACAGCCGAAAAGCUGUUGCCCGGUGACAAAUACGUGAUGUCGGAGUCGGCGCUGAACGAUUACUCCUGGCAGAUGAAUCUCACUGUCAAUUCCCUGGAAAAAAAGGACUUCGGGGAGUAUGUUUGCUCGUCCGUGAACGCUAUCGGAAAAGCCGAUGGCGUCAUACACUUACAAGAGCUGUACCCUUCCGAAAAAACGACUCCUAGCAUUGUAUCGAAGAACACCGAUCUGAAACCCCGAAAGAAACCUCUACCAAAGGGAAAGAAAAAGAACAACGGUAACGGGAGGCGACCGCACGGGAACAGCUUCGACGAUUUCGAUUCGAUCGGAAACGACGAUGAUCUCAGUCCCACGCAAAUUAUGGCUGGCAGUACCAUUCACGAAGGGCACAGAACAGAAAGGCCACUUGUUUUGCCAUCGUUGCCACCGCCCUGGGUAAUCAUAAAUGCCGCCGAUUCUAGGCAAUGCUCGGUACCGAUCACAUUGAUCGUACUCUUCUUCUCGUUCCUCAUCUCGACCAUGCUAUUUCGUCUGUAA
Messenger RNA from Dufourea novaeangliae, 1326 nucleotides. It is a transcript of the gene DIP-lambda, whose product is annotated as lachesin-like. The record is from RefSeq and is a predicted model, not a curated record. Gene Ontology annotation, cellular component: neuron projection. NCBI's taxonomy places the organism in Eukaryota, Metazoa, Arthropoda, Insecta, Hymenoptera, Halictidae. The transcript has 8 exons. The coding region runs from base 1 to 1326 and encodes 441 amino acids.